CCUGGCUUCGCGCCUGCAGCUGUCGCAGUCUUUUUAGAUUAAUCGGUCCCAUCUCCCGUCCUCCUAAUUCGGCCCUGGCCUUACUCGUAUCUCAACAGAGGACCGCGGACUUCACUUCCGCCACCACCCCUACUUCCGGAAUCUCCGGAAGCGGCCCGUUGCCACGGCAACUGUGUACACAGCCCGGCAGCAGAGCUUGCCGGGUUUCUGUAGCUGCUAAUGCAGUGGUCGGGCUGCGGAAGGGCUCCAGCCUCCGGAGCGCUAGAAUGGGUACUAGGAAAAAAGUUCAUGCGUUUGUCCGUGUCAAACCUACUGAUGACUUUGCUCAUGAAAUGAUCAAAUAUGGAGAUGACAACAAAACCAUUGAUAUUCACUUAAAAAAAGAUACUCGGAGAGGAGUUGUCAAUAACCAGCAGACAGACUGGUCAUUCAAGCUGGAUGGAGUUCUCCAUGAUGCCUCCCAGGACUUGGUUUAUGAGACAGUCGCAAAAGAUGUGGUUUCUCAAGCCCUCAAUGGCUAUAAUGGCACCAUCAUGUGUUAUGGGCAGACGGGAGCUGGCAAGACGUACACCAUGACGGGGGCAACUGAGAAUUACAAGCACCGGGGGAUCCUCCCUCGUGCCCUACAACAGGUUUUUAGGAUGAUCGAAGAACGCCCCACACAGGCCAUCACUGUGCGUGUUUCCUACCUGGAAAUCUAUAAUGAGAGCCUGUUUGAUCUCCUGUCCACUCUGCCUUACGUUGAACCCUCGGUCACACCUAUGACCAUCGUGGAAAGUCCUCAGGGGGUCUUCAUUAAGGGCUUGUCGGUCCACCUCACAAGUCAGGAGGAGGAUGCGUUCAGCCUCCUUUUUGAGGGAGAGACCAACAGGAUUAUAGCCUCCCACACAAUGAACAAGAACUCAUCUAGGUCACACUGCAUUUUCACAAUCUAUGUGGAGGCCCAUUCGCGGACCUUAUCAGACGAAAAGUACAUCGCUUCCAAAAUUAACUUGGUGGAUCUAGCAGGCUCGGAGAGGCUGGGGAAGUCUGGGUCUGAGGGCCGAGUCCUGAAGGAAGCCACCUACAUCAACAAGUCGCUGUCAUUCCUGGAGCAGGCCAUCAUUGCCCUCGGGGACCAGAAGCGAGACCACAUCCCCUUCCGGCAGUGCAAGCUCACCCACGCCCUGAAGGAUUCCUUAGGCGCCACCUCCAUAUACCAUCACACUGAGGGGGGAAAUUGCAAUAUGGUCCUUGUGACAAACAUCUAUGGAGAAGCCGCCCAGUUAGAAGAGACGCUGUCUUCACUGCGGUUUGCCAGCAGGAUGAAGCUGGUCACCACUGAGCCUGCCAUCAAUGAAAAGUAUGACGCUGAGCGGAUGGUCAAGAACCUGGAGAAGGAGCUCGCACUGCUCAAGCAGGAACUAGCCAUCCAUGACAGCCUGGCCAACCGUACCCUUGUGAACUAUGACCCCAUGGAUGAAAUUCAGAUUGCCGAGAUCAACUCCCAGGUGCGGAGGUACCUGGAGGGAACGCUGGAUGAGAUUGACAUAAUCAACCUCAGACAGAUCCAGGAGGUGUUCAACCAGUUCCGGGUGGUUCUGAGCCAACAGGAACAGGAAGUGGAGUCCACUUUGCGCAGGAAGUACACCCUCAUAGACAAGAAUGACUUCGCAGCCAUCUCUGCUGUCCAGAAGGCAGGGCUCGUGGAUGUUGACGGCCACCUAGUGGGCGAGCCUGACGGACAAGGCUUCGGACUCGGAGUUGCCCCUUCCUCUACCAGACCCGGGAAGAAAUCCAAGUCCAAGAAGAUGUUCAAAGAGCAGCUCAGCUCCUUGGCAAGAAAGGAGGGUGCCAGCAGCCCUGUGAGUGGCAAGGACUUGGAUGCUUCCACCUCCAAGACCCAGUUGACCCCAUCCUCCAAGGAUGGAGAUGUCAAAGACAUGCUUCUGCAGGACCGGGAGACCUCCAGUAUUGAGCCCCUUGCCUCGGAAUCCCCAAAGGAGGAAUUACACCCACCCAGGCCCAGCACCCCACCCGCCAAGCCUGUGGCCUUUGAGGACUUUAAGAACGAACGGGGUAGUGAGAUCAACCGCAUCUUCAAAGAAAACAAAUCCAUUUUGAACGAGCGGAGGAAAAGGGCCAGCGAGACCACACAGCGCAUCAAUGCCAUCAAGCGGGAGAUCGACAUGACCAAGGAGGCACUAAAUUUCCAGAAGUCACUACGAGAGAAGCAAGGCGAGUAUGAGAACAAGGGGCUGAUGAUCAUUGAUGAGGAGGAAUUCCUGCUGAUCUUGAAGCUUAAAGACCUCAAGAAGCAGUACCGGACAGAGUAUCAGGACCUACAGGACCUCAGGGCUGAGAUCCAGUACUGCCAGCACCUGGUGGAUCAGUGUCGACAUCGCCUGCUCACGGAAUUUGACAUCUGGUACAAUGAGUCCUUCUUUGUCCCUGAGGACCUGCAGGCGGCACUGAAGCCAGGUGGCAGCAUCCGGCCAGGCAUGAUGCCUCUCAGCAGGAUUGUGUCUCUGGGAGAAGAUGACCAGGACAGGUUCAGCCGGCUGCAGCAGAUGAUGCUGCCAGAGGGCCCUGAUUCUGUCUCCUUCUACAAUGCCAAAGUCAAGACAGAACAGAAGCACAAUUAUUUGAAAACCAUGAUGGGCCUCCAGCAGACACAUAGAAAAUAGGGACUCACUGCCAGUGCGUUGAAGGACGAAACCCCCAGCUACUCCUGCCUGCUCUAGAGGCACUGCCAAAGCACCUGCCCAGACUCCAAUCCCUCUGCUCCAAGGCUGGGCGCAGCCCAGAGAACACACAAUGGCCUACCUGCCAGGAGGAACAGCCUUCAAAGGACACCUUUGAAUAUCUUCACAGAACACUUUUGGUUUCGAUUCACUGUCUUAUAUGCAGGGACAGGAUAAAAUAACUUUCUAGGUCAACUUUCGGUGCUCAUCCAAGAACUUUAUUUUAUUUCCUAUCUGGGAGGAUGUCUUCCCUAUGUACAGGUGGGGUCCUAACUGAGUCUCCAGUAAGAAAGUGAAGAAGUAGCUCAGCCAGUCUCCCCCUGGCAGGCCUUUGUCCCACUGGUCAGCCUCUUUCCUUUCCUGGAUGGCCAUCCUGGGGAUGAGCUGGGUCCGAGGAGCCCUGGUUCUCAUGGGUGAGACUGUAGGUUCUCUCAGGGAAUCCUCUCUGUGUUCCUGAGCCAGUGAAGGCAGGAGGCGCUUCUUCCUAAGCAACCAGGAGAGGAUGGGGUGUAGGUGGAAAUGACUGAAAGGCAGAUUUUUACCUCAAAAUAAGAAGAGGCUUAAAAUGAGAUCAUUCCUACCAUGAAGUUAGCAGUGAGAACCCCAUGGUGGGAGGCUGUCUGGCACGGAGAUUGCAGAACCUGCACUAGCUGGAAGGUUGAACUAAAUGGCAUCUUUCCAAUCAAAGACCCUAUGGUUCUGUUCUUCAGGCCAUCAGUGAGCAGCCAGAUGAGGGUUUUGUUGAAGAAAGAAAGCUGAAGGCUUUUCUUAAGGUCUCUGCCCUCUCUCCUAUCCACCCCCUUUCUCUUUCACUGACUGGCAGAUACACAAUGGUCCUGAAACAGCUUUCAGAGACUCCUUCUAUGCCAAGGCUUCCCGGAGCAGCUUUGGAGUCCGCUGACUUCAUUCCCCUGGAUGAUACACGGGGGACUGUCACUGAUCAGCACUUAUGGUGUACACACAGCCUUGUUGGUCAGUCCUCAUGUUUCCUUUAAAUGUGGCCAAACAGGCAGAUAUGUCCAGGCUCUGCUCAUCAUCCCAAC
Molecule: messenger RNA, 3766 nt
Organism: Eubalaena glacialis (North Atlantic right whale)
Lineage: Eukaryota; Metazoa; Chordata; Mammalia; Artiodactyla; Balaenidae
Gene: KIF9
Product: kinesin family member 9
Exons: 22
Coding region: 267-2666 (799 amino acids)
Biological process (GO): microtubule-based movement
Cellular component (GO): microtubule; kinesin complex
Molecular function (GO): microtubule binding; microtubule motor activity; ATP hydrolysis activity
Source: RefSeq, a predicted model, not a curated record